UAUGUAAUAAUUUGAAGGAAUAUAAUAAUAGGAAUAAUAGGAAGAUUAGGAACAAAUAAGUUUCUAAUUUCUUGAAAUAAAAUUACCUAAUUCAAUAUUAAGUCAAAGCUAAGCUAUAAUCAUAGCUUAAUAUGGUCCUGCAUCUAUAUAUAUAGAUUAACAUCUUUAAAAAUCUUAAGAAGUAGGAUAGAUAAUUCAAACAACAUCCAAUCCAAUAAAAUUAGCAAGUAUCAAAUAGAUUGAUUAAUUGUUGGUUAUAUCAUUUAAGAAAGACAUACGUUAUUACUAUUUCUAAGAAUACAAUUUACUUAAAGAAUUGGAAAAUCUUGGGUUAAAGCAAUAACACAUAUAUAUAUUAAUGAAUGUACCAUCUUCUACUUUAGAGAGAUAUACAGAUGAAAAUUCUUAAUUACGUCAAUUAAAUCACAACAUUGAAAGUAGUGUGAAAUAAUUAGAAGAUCCAGAAGAAUUGGAAGGAUAUUUUGGAGAUUUGUUUUAUUCUCUUAAACAUCUAAAAUCAAUAGCAUAUAUUUUAGUACAAACUAAUUAUGAUAUAUCAUUUGAAUUAAUUUAGAAAUAUGAUGAAAUUAGGAAACAUUUACCAUAAAUUCCAAAUAUUAUGAACAAAGAAUUCAUAAGAGAAGAAUUGAAAAUGUAUUCCAAGAGUUAAAAUAGAGAUAAUGUUCACAUUUGAA
Paramecium pentaurelia is the source of this 695-nucleotide messenger RNA. The record is from the annotation of a GenBank genome assembly. Lineage: Eukaryota; Ciliophora; Oligohymenophorea; Peniculida; Parameciidae.